Molecule: messenger RNA, 2970 nt
Organism: Etheostoma spectabile (orangethroat darter)
Lineage: Eukaryota; Metazoa; Chordata; Actinopteri; Perciformes; Percidae
Product: serine/threonine-protein kinase Sgk2
Exons: 14
Coding region: 279-1226 (315 amino acids)
Biological process (GO): protein phosphorylation
Molecular function (GO): ATP binding; protein serine/threonine kinase activity
Source: RefSeq, a predicted model, not a curated record
CUCCUCCUCUCUCCUCUCUCUCCUCUCUCUCCCUCUCUCCUCUCUCUCUUCGCUCUCGUCCUCCUCUCUCUCUCUCUCUUUCUCUUGUGUAACUUUCAUCAAUGUAUUCACCUUCUUGAAGUUGACCUUCCUUCGUGACCGUAAACAAAAAAAAAAGCAGCCAGCCUUGAGCCAGCCAGCUGAGUCUCCUCAGUGUCCUGAACGCAGCACACUGAUCAACUCAUCGCCUGCCCGCAGGUCUGUUCACUGAUGCUGGAUCAGCGGGAGUGGAAUGGAUAAUGGCCAUGGCACACUGUAAUCUGCGAUCUCCAUCCUCCUCUCCUCGUGAUGAUGUCAACCUGGGAGCUUCAGCAAACCCAAAUGCCAGGCCAACUGACUUUGACUUCUUGACUGUCAUUGGCAAGGGGACAUUUGGAAAGGUCCUGCUUGCCAAGCUCAAAGCCGACAACAAAUUCUACGCCGUCAAAGUGCUGCAGAAGAAAGUCAUCCUGAAGAAGAAAGAGCAAAAGAACAUUAUGGCAGAAAGAAAUGUGCUUCUGAAGAGUCUCAAACAUCCCUUUCUGGUUCGGCUCCACUACUCCUUCCAGACCCCGGAGAAGCUCUACUUUGUCCUCGACUAUGUGAAUGGCGGAGAGCUGUUCUUCCACCUGCAGAGAGAGCGGUGUUUCUCCGAGCCCAGAGCGAGGUUCUACUCAGCCGAGGUCGCGAGCGCCAUCGGCUAUCUUCACUCUCUCAACAUCGUUUACAGAGAUCUGAAGCCAGAGAAUAUUCUCUUAGAUUCUCAGGGUCAUGUGGUGCUGACAGAUUUUGGGCUGUGCAAAGAAGGUGUAGAGCCGGAGGGAACCACCUCGACUUUCUGUGGGACUCCAGAAUACUUGGCUCCAGAGGUUCUUCGAAAGGAAGCCUAUGACAGGACAGUGGACUGGUGGUGCCUGGGAGCAGUGAUCUAUGAGAUGAUCUACAGCCUGCCUCCUUUCUACAGCCGUGACAUCGGUGAAAUGUAUGACGGGAUCCUUCACAAACCCCUGCCACUGCCCCCGGGAAAGUCUGAUGCUGUCUGCUCUCUGCUGGUGGGUCUUCUGCAGAAGGACCAGCACAGACGCCUCGGGGCCAUCGCCGACUUUUUAGAAAUAAAGAACCACAUCUUUUUCUCUCCAAUCAACUGGGACGACCUUGACCAUAAGAGAAUCACUCCUCCUUACAACCCGAAUGUGAUAAACAGGUGACAAAGGUUCACCAGUUCAACCUGUUUAGAGGCCCAGCUGACACUCAGCAUAUCGAUCCAGAGUUCACCAGAGAAGUGGUUCCUAACUCGGUGAGUCGGACCCCGGAGCUCAACACCAGCAGCAACAACGCCUUCAAUGGGUUCUCCUUUGUCGCCACCGAGGACAGCUUUCUGUGAGGCAGGACUUAACUGUUCAAAUGUUUAAACAGGGUGAUUGAUUUUAUGGAGUGAUGACACCUUUCUGAGUCACAUGAAAAUAAGUACUCUACGUGUAACAUUGUAGGAAUUCCAUGUGGUACCUCCUGUUUGACUACUGUAGGGAUUCUCUCUUCAGGGUUUAGCAGAAAAAGGAGCCCACCUGCAAUGGAGACAUUUAAUAUUAAAAUAUAAAACCUUUUUUGCCUUGAAGUCCCAGGACUAUUCUUAGAGAGAUAGCGAAGUUUGACAUGAACGUGUUACCAAAUAUACAGGGCUCGCAAGAAGUAGGAGCACCUUUAAGAUGCAAUGCAAAUGAAUGAUUUUUAUUCCAUUAAUUUGCAAUGGAAUGACUGGUGUGUUUAACAAUUAUUUUAUAUACAGACAUUAUCAUAUUGCGUUGGUACAGUCAGACUUAGGGCUCUAUUUUCCUAAAAUAGGGUGCAGAUGCAAACGCAAGCAAUAUCUCAAAAUGGGCAUGACCAGAAAAUCUUUUGCAAUUUUGGUGACCACAGGCAUUGGUGCAAACCAGGUGUAACCAGACAGCUGAUGCGUACUGGUGCAGCUUCUGAAAUAUCAAUGCGACUUUAGGAGACUCUGGGAACCACAAGUAAUGCUGCAUUCUGGGAGCUCAGUGCUCUAGAGGGGCAUUAGGGUAAUAUGAGCUCUUUGGUCUAUAACAGUGCCUGUCUAUUAAGAGCUUUGUAGGUCAGGUGAAGGAUUUUAAAUUCAAUUCUGGAUUUUACAGGGAGCUGGUGCAGUGAAUCUCAUACGGGAGAAAUAUGAUUUCUUUUUCUAGUUUUUGUCAGUAGCUUAUACACGCUGCACCAUUCUGGAUCAGCUUGAGAGUCUUAAGGGACUUGUUCAAGCAACCUGAUAAUAAGGAAUUACAAUACUCCAGACUAGUUUUUGCAAUAUUAAGCAAGUGAAAAAGGCACUGCUUGAAGUUUGUUUUAUUUAGGCAUUAAAGAAUAUAUCCUCCAAGCAAGAGAGAGAAGCCAUCGCUAAAUACUAAGCUAAAGUUGCUAACAGAAUCUCUCACUCCUUACAGUACUGGUCUUGUUCGUUUAUGGCAAGUAUGUUAACAUGGCAAAAUUAUUUUGCAGACGAUGCACCGAUGAUAGAAAAUGCUUCAUGUAGCACCUUUUUAAAAUGUCAGUCAACUACACCACUGUGUGCACAGUAUGGCUGUUUAUUCUGUGGACUGUGGUUUUUUGUUUUGUAACUGGGAAACUGGGGAAAUAUUAUUUUAGCUUGUAGGUAGCAGACAGUGAAUGUCAAUGUUAUAUGGAAACUACUGUAUGUAACAUCUGUAAAUAUACAGUAGUAGCUUUGCAGUAUGUACUGUAGUAAUGUGAUUAUAUCAAUGUAAACUAUAAAAUGCCUCUCUGUCUUGGAAAAGAAGUUGGUGAUUGAUGGUGCUUGGCGUUUGCACUAAUGAGUGAUACACUUGUACAUCUGAUAUUUUAUUUUUAUUAUCUCAUUUAUAUGUAUACCUAAAGUCUUGUUUGUAAAUCUGAUAUUAAAGAAGCUCUUCUCUUUCAAUUUCU